UUGCCAAUGAACGCACCCGCUACGAUUGAUCGAGCUUUGUUGUACUUCGCGUUCCAUACGCUAGAUGUCGCUAGGAUCAAUGAACUUUUGACGUGAACUUGAUUGAAACUUAGAAUAACUUAACCAAAAUAUUCUAAGCUUUUUAUGUGAUGUGAAUAGUGAUAACCGUGGGAAUAUAUUAAUAAAUAACAACGUUUAUAGUACAAUGCGUGAGAAAUGCACAUGUGUGAUUUAAUUCUUAGAAUACGACAUCCUGGUUCCUUCACUUAAAACUUUGGCCAAAUUCCAAUGAUAAGCAAAUGACGAAAUUUCGAAAAACAUUUUAUCAAAACUAACUAGUUGAAAGAAAUGUUUGGAAAUGGCGGAAUUUCUGCCGCUGUGCGACGUGCUGUUCAACGUGAUCUCGCUUGCCGGGUACUUCUGCGACGUGGUGUUCGACGUCGUGAUGGGAUACGCGUUACUCGAACGAGGAUAUAAAGGCACUUUUGCUGCUGCUAUAUCUAUUGUUAUCACUUCGCUAGUCAUAUCACAGGUGCUCUCGCUCCGCUGGUAUCUUCACGUAUGGUGGGCCGGAGAGGGUCGCAAGGGCAGGCCGCCAUGGCUCCCAAUACUGCUGCACUGCCUCCAGCUAGGCGUACUCUGGAGAUAUGCCCGGCUACUCGUACCUGUCGAGCUGAGGAGAGUCAAGCACCAAGUCCGAGAUCUAUGUAUGCUCCGCCUAGUCCACGCGUUCUGCGAGGCCGCGCCCAUGUUACUGCUACAGUUGCACAUACUGUUCAAGGACACCAGCAGGGAACCCACCAGCGACCUCACCGUCACUCCCGAACCCAGCAUCGAUGAGCCCUCAGAAAACAAAGCGUUCGCGGAGCUGAACGUGAUCUCAGCGUCUUUGUCCCUGUUCUCUGUGUGCUGGGCGCUCGCCAGCUUCAGCAAGAAUGUUAGACUACAGAACGUGCAUCGACUCGUACUCACCUGGCUGGGAGUUAUAUUCCAGUUCUUGUGGCGCCUGGGAACAAUAUCGGCGCGUAUUUGCGCGCUUACCGUCUACGCUCUAGUCUACGAAUAUUGGGUCUUCUUAGUUAUAGGUCUCCACUGGCUGUCAAUGUUUCUGUGGCUGAUAUCUCCUAAGAACGUGUUCCACGGAGAACGCAUCAGUCGGCCGCGCAAGGCGUACCUCUCAGCACUCAUUGCAUUUGUAUACGUCUUCGCUUACGUCAACCUACAGGAACUUAAUCAUAGGCAGAAGAUGGUGACGUUCUACUGCGUGAUGUGCGUGGAGAACUGGUUGUUGGUGACGGCGUGGUGGUGGUCGGGUCGCUCGGCCCGGCCCGCGCCGCUGGCCGCCGCCGCCGCCGGUGCAUUCGCCGCCGGCAUCGCCUUCAUGCUGCUUUAUUACAGAUACUUCCACGUGAGACGACUGGGCUAUAUGCUGGGAGAACAUCAACAGGGAACGAACAGUACCAACACAUCAUCGCAGAAUAAAGAUGGUAAAACAUCUAAUCAAGUUGAGAACCCAACGAUACCGGGCGUGUUCAACUGUCGGUUCUCAAACCCAGUCAGUAACAGUGCAGCGAAUGGUCGUAAAAAGAAGAAGCCGACUUCUUUCGUGCCUCCACCAGCCGCGCCUGCCGCUGCCUUCUGGAGGAGACCACUGCCUGCCGCUCAUAAUCAUCAUGGUGGGUCAUCUGAAAACGAAGGUUCAAGCGUCGGUUCAAGAGUGAACAUCCAACAAAAAUUACAAGAGAAGAAACAGAAACAACUUGCAGAACUGCGCGUCAUAGAGGAGGAGAUCAAGCAAGGCAAGCUAGCCAAGACAACGCCCGUCGCCGCUGAGGAGAUAUACAGCAGUCUACAGCGACAGCCCAUACCCCGCGCCAAGACUCACGCAGAACCCCCCGCCUGGCCCAGUAUAGAAAUGGCACACUCCUACCAAAACUAUCCCAUUUGCAACAUUUACCCCACCUACACAGAAAUAAAACCCGAUUUCAACAUCAAUAUAAACUUCCAAAACAAUGAAAACCCACCUUCAGACAUCAACGAUCCUCUCAAAAUGCGAAGAUUACCGAAUAGAUACGAUAACACCCGAACCUUUUACGAAAACCCAGCAAAUAUGAGAAACGACGUAACGCGCACUCCACUUCGCUCACCAAACUAUUUAGCACUCAAUGAGAAUAGAAAUUACGAUGCGAAUGCCUGUACAAGUGCAAGGAACGCCCUCAGUAACAGUCCUCGAACCUACAUGCCAGACGUCAGCAACAACUACGAAACAGCUGGGCUAGACAAACCUAGAAUAGCACAGAAUUCUAUUUACUCAGAAGACCACAGGCAAAUAGGAGAGUAUUCAGGAUACUGCGAAGGGAACCAAUAUCCAAAAUAUGAAAGUAAAGACGAAUACGUGUCAGCUUUGCAUAACGCGUUGAAUGUGCAGAAUAUAGACAAUAUUAGGAAUAACUACAAUGAGGUAGGUUGUGGUUAUAAUCAGAAUUGUGAGCGGUUCCAGUACCCGGGGCUGGCGGGGAAGAAGAUGGAACAGAUGAGGAAGAUGCAGCGAUGUCGGACGCCUGAGAUAUUACUCGCGCCGCACUACUUGGAUGGGUGUAACAGACAGGUCUGCUGUCAUUGGGGACCACCGUACACAAACAGGAAAAAAGAGGAAGGAGCGGGCAGUAGUGGUGAGGAAUCCAGUCCGGAUGGACCGGCGCGUGAGACUCCACGGCCUCCCAGCGAUAUUGAUAGCCAGAUCUCGCUGCCUCGAUCUUACACGCUACCGAGGGAGUUCCGCUACUGGCGUCGAAGACCACGACUGAGAGACGCACACGUUCCCAGCAACAACAGCAGUGAUGGUGACGUGGACAGUGCAGACGAUAACGACAGUGAGCAUCGCUCAAACUGCUCGGCGGCGUCCCAGCUACAGAGUCCGACGUACGAGGCGUACUACAGACAGACGGACAUGUUGCCGCGCGACGAUGUAUACGCUUGCGCAGACAGACGCCCGCGCAGGAUACACGCCUUCCGGAAACAACCCGCCAAGCCAGAGACCAAGCUAUAGUAUAUUUUCAACUUUAGUAGUCUUGUAAUCAAGUCUAAAAUCUAUCGAUGAUUAUGAAGUGUAGAUACAUCGACAGAAGUGGUCAGGACUAUCUCCAUUUUCUCUUUUUAAGAGAAACAGUCGACCAGCUUUAGGUUUUGCGGAAUUUUGAAAUUAACAUUGUAUUCAUAUUAUUUGUAUUGAUUAUAUUAUUCUUGGACCUGAUAAAGCCAGCCCUGUUGUAUUGGGCUGGAAAUAAAUAGGUAUUUUACUAACAACAAAGUUAUAUUUGUAUAUUCAAUUAGUCAAAUAUUGUACAUACUAACUUUUAUAUCCGUCCGAUAUGGAUCUCGAUUUUAGUUGAAUAGGUUAAUUAUUCAUGAACUCUGACUUAGUUGUAAACACUUAGGAUAAGUUAAUAAAUGUAUUAUACUCUUGUAUUAUUGUAUAAUAGUGUAUAAUAAAUUAAUAGACUGUGAAAGGGGAGAGUGGAAAUAAAACGAUACGUGUCAAACUUUUAUUUACUUUAUUAUCUAUUAUCCAAUUGUAAAAGGGGAACCAGUCACUCGCUAUCACUCCAGGUCACUACAUCGCUACAGAUCUCAGCCAUUUACACAUUUAUAAAGAAACAUCAACCGAAAUAAGGUUAAAAAUUCACAAAUACACAUUUAAUGUUGAUUAAACCUAUCUUACGAACUAGGGGACUCGAGCGCGCGGGGAGACGGCUGCCAACUGAACCAAACAGAACAUCCGAAUCUACAACCCUAAGCCAUAAACCGUAGUUUAAAGUAUAGGGUCGGUGUCUGCAAUGCUGUUCGCGAAUAGAGACUAUCGAAUAUAGACAAAAACAGGUCGCCUCUAUGGG
This is a messenger RNA of Spodoptera litura, 3893 nucleotides long. RefSeq lists its product as uncharacterized. Gene Ontology annotation, cellular component: membrane. The record is from RefSeq and is a predicted model, not a curated record. NCBI's taxonomy places the organism in Eukaryota, Metazoa, Arthropoda, Insecta, Lepidoptera, Noctuidae.